GAGCAAGAGGUUGACUCCAAAGAUGCCAUUAUACUGCAUCAGUUUUCAAGGCCUAACAACGGGGUUCCAAGUCUAUCUCCUUUCUGCCUGAAAAUGGAAACUUACCUAAGGAUGGCUGAUCUACCCUACCAGAACUAUUUUGAUGGAAAACUUUCCCCUCAAGGGAAAAUGCCUUGGAUUGAAUACAAUCACAAAAAGGUGUCUGGCACUGAGUUCAUUAUUGACUUUUUGGAAGAGAAACUUGGAGUGAAUUUAAAUAAAAACCUGGGUCCACAUGAAAGAGCUGUUUCCAGAGCAGUGACAAAAAUGGUGGAGGAGCACUUCUAUUGGACGCUGGCCUACUGCCAGUGGGUGGAGAACCUCCACGAGACCCGCAAGAUGAUCUCCAUGUACGGCCCCUUCAGCGACCUGCUCAAGUGGAUCCUGUGCCACCUGACGAAGGGCAUCGUGAAGCGGGAGAUGUACGGCCACGGCAUCGGCCGCUUCUCCGAGGACGAGAUCUACGCGCUGAUGGAGAAGGACAUGCGCUCGCUCGCCGGCCUCCUGGGCGACAAGAAAUACAUUAUGGGACCAAAGCUUUCCACUGUUGAUGCCACUGUCUUUGGACACCUGGCACAGGCAAUGUGGACACUACCAGGGACUAGACCAGAGAGACUGAUCAAAGGGGAGCUGAUCAACCUUGCCAUGUACUGCGAGCGCAUCCGGAGGAAAUUCUGGCCCGAGUGGCACCACGACGACGAUAACACCCUGUAUGAGUCUGAGGAGAGCAGCGAGACGAGCAAGACCCACUCCCCCUUGCAGGACUUCAGCUUUUAUUCAAGGACAGAAACGUUUGAUGAGGAGGGGACAGAGAACAGCAUUUCUCACACUCCUGACACUGACUACACCGGACACUCGCUCUUUGAUUCCGACGUGGACAUGGACGACUGCCGAGACCAGGAACAGGGCAAGUGACUUGCAGGAGCGUCUCCCCUUUGCACAAAGACACAUCCUUUCUUGGGAUCAGGCUGGGUGAUUCCUUUUUGUUUUUCGCUCCGGGUUCUGAAGAGGUUUGUAUCAUUUUGGAAGAGAUCAUUGUGCUCGACGUGGCUGUCACGUGCUGCCCGGACUAUUCCAACCUUAUUUCAUUCUGUGUAACUGUUCGGAUGGAACUAAGGUAAAUAGUUAUUUAAAACACAUGGGAAGAACAUAUGGGAAAACUGCAGGUCCAGAGGGCAGUGGGACUUUUCAGCCUACAUUUUGCUCCCAUUACAAAACAGAUCCCCAGAUCAAGUGGGAGAAUCCUCCAAGAAGCAGAGCGUCUUUAAGAGCUGGUUUGUAUUGAGAUCCUACCCUGACACAAACAGGCUGAGGACAAAAAGGGAAAAUGAGUUACUGGCACAUCCUCUCCCUUGGAAAGAAAUAAUGGUGCAAUAUUGAUUUGGCAAAGUUUUGGGAGACUUUUAUUUGAUGGCUCCCUCUACUCUGGGUGCAUAGGCUAUUACAGAAUACAUACAGGAAAGAACUGCUGCUAAUUAUUUAUUGUGGAGACAGUUGAGAAAGGCAGGACAAGGAGGCAUGUAGCUGAAGAAGGCAGCUUUUUCAUGUUCCAUGUUAUUUGCAGAAGUUUGAAAUCUCCGUUGUUUUUAUUCAGAAGGAAAACAUCACCUUUAAUGCAUUAUCUCCCAAAUGCUCAUCUGGAAGGUGCGUUGGCCGGAGCCUCCCUGAGGCGUUCGAAUUC
Nothoprocta perdicaria is the source of this 1720-nucleotide messenger RNA. RefSeq names its product failed axon connections homolog (gene FAXC). The transcript has 5 exons. The record is from RefSeq and is a predicted model, not a curated record. The coding region runs from base 94 to 954 and encodes 286 amino acids. Gene Ontology annotation, cellular component: cytoplasm. NCBI's taxonomy places the organism in Eukaryota, Metazoa, Chordata, Aves, Tinamiformes, Tinamidae.